Panicum virgatum (switchgrass) is the source of this 1816-nucleotide messenger RNA. RefSeq lists its product as uncharacterized. The transcript has 11 exons. The record is from RefSeq and is a predicted model, not a curated record. Lineage: Eukaryota; Viridiplantae; Streptophyta; Magnoliopsida; Poales; Poaceae. Gene Ontology annotation, molecular function: DNA-binding transcription factor activity; lipid binding. Bases 1 to 1725 code for a protein of 574 amino acids.
AUGAACGUGACAUGCGCGCCGGGGCCCGAUGGCUUCGGUCUGAGCUUCUACAAAGCAGCCUGGCCGUCCGUCGAGUCGCGCCUCAUGUCCUUCCUCGAGGCGUUCUACAACCUGGAUGUGGAGCUGGAGCGGGUCAAUCGCUCCUACGUGGUGCUGAUCCCCAAGAUGCCAGCAGCGGUGACCGUGGGCGCGUUCCGGCCAAUUUGUCUGCAAAACUGCGACAUCAAGGUGACGUCUCAAGACCAAGGGGUGAAGCAUCCGAUUGAGGCCAACAUGCCGUGCCCGGCCUUAAUCUUGGUCAGUGCAGAUGUUGACUCGAUUAACUUUCACAAAAGCACGGUGGUGCCGAUGCAUGUAGAGGCUGAAACACUGCAGACAUGUGUGGACAUUUUGGGAUGCCGGGAGGAACAAUUUCCACAAUCCUAUCUUGGACUGCCACUAUCCCAUGAGAAGUUACGACUGUCCACCUUUGUCCCAAUGAUCAGCAAGGCGGACAAGUAUCUCGCAGGAUGGAAGGCAGCUCUACUCAACACAAUGGGCCGAGCUGUUUUAGCAGACUCGGUGCUUGGCAACCUACUGAUCUACGCCAUGGGCGCCCUGGAACUCCCAAAAGGAACUGUGGCCGCAUUAGAGCAGAAGAGAAGAACCUUUGUCUGGACAGGGGAGGACAAGGCCUCGGGAGCCCAAUGCUUAGUUGCCUGGGAGCAGCAUUUGGAAGCCCACCCGCAGGGGGAGCCCGACCCGACCCCGCCGUUUUCCCUGGGGCCGGCGCUCCCCGCCUCCCGAGUCGGGGCGGCGCUUCCCUGGGCCUCCGCCUCCGCCUCCGCCUCCCGAGCCGCGCCGCCGUCACGCCGCCCGCCCGCCCCUCCGCCUUCCGUCCAGGCCGCGCCGCCCUCCAUCGCCUCCCCGGAUCUCCUCCGUCUCCUCCUAGCCGCCGUGCCGUCACCUCCGAACCGCCGCCUCCCGGAUCUCCUCCGAGCCGCCGCGCCGUCACCAGCCCUCGUCGACGCGUCAAGAUGCCGUGAUAAGCAGCGCAAGGAGUCUUCCAGGCUCCAGGCCGUGAACAGAAAGUUGACUGCGAUGAACAAGCUUCUCAUGGAGGAGAAUGAGCGUCUGCAGAAGCAGGUCUCCCAGCUGGUUCACGAGAAUGCGUACAUGAAGCAGCAGCUGCAGAAUCCUUCAUUAACAAAUGACACGAGCUGUCAAUCACAUGUGACCACUCCUGCCAACCUAAGAGAUGCAAGUAAUCCAUCAGGGCUCCUCUCAAUAGCUGAGGAGACCUUGACAGAGUUCCUCUCAAAGGCUACAGGAACUGCUAUUGAUUGGGUCCAGAUGCCUGGGAUGAAGAUUGUGGAGAUCUUGAAAGACCGUCCAAGUUGGUUUCGUGAUUGUCGGGGUCUUGAAGUCUUUACAAUGUUACGAGCUGGAAAUGGUGGGACCAUUGAGCUUGUUUCCAUGCAGAUGUAUGCUCCUACUACUUUAGUUCCUGCAAGAGAUUUUUGGACACUGAGAUACACAACCACCCUGGAGGAUGGCAGUCUUGUGGUCUAUGAGAGAUCUUUGAGUGGUUCAGGGGGUGGUGAAAGUACUGCCACGGCACAACAAUUUCCUGUUCACCGUGUGCUUCUACUUCUGCUGUUAGCCUGCCACGAGACAUGCAAGUGCAGCUUCUGCUUCUGUCUUCAUGAAUUUCUCAAGAAUUUUAUCCUGUUGUGUGAUGGAUGAAUUGGACGUGUUUGGAUUUGAUCGAUGGAAAACUACUCUGGCUUGCAUUGCGAUCGGUUGAGAAUGAAUUGAAUAUAUUUUGUACGUCGCA